AUGUCGCAAUCACAACCGCUACCUUCAGCACUCCUCACCCUCCUUCUCCCCUUCUCGAUAUCCCUCUUCCUCUACCUCAGCAUAACACACCUCCUCAUUCCCCUCUGGCGGUCUCACUCCUCCAAUCUCCCAAUCGACACAGUCUCUGAGAUCGGGACACGAGUAAAAGAUAGUGUGACGAGGGGAGUCACAGGACUAGUGGGCAGAUUCAGGAAGCCCGAGGAGUGGGAUGAGGAUGCUGGAGAAGAGGAUGAAGAGUCGGGUAUGUUGAACUAUGAGGAGGAUAGGGGGAGGUUGUGGAGGGGAAGUGUGCCUCCGCCGUUGGUUGACGAGGAUGAGUGA
Messenger RNA from Aureobasidium subglaciale EXF-2481, 342 nucleotides. RefSeq lists its product as uncharacterized. Lineage: Eukaryota; Fungi; Ascomycota; Dothideomycetes; Dothideales; Saccotheciaceae. The transcript is spliced from 2 exons. The record is from RefSeq and is a predicted model, not a curated record. Bases 1 to 342 code for a protein of 113 amino acids.